UCGUCGCGCUCCCUGCCAAUAGGGAGAACUAGGAAGACGAUAUGCAUCUAGAACUAAUAGUGGGGGUAUGGAAAAAUAAUGUCGUGAUACUAGUGGACGUGGACGCACACACUCUUGGUGGGAAAACUAUACGUGGCAUUUUUUCGGCCUCAGAAACGCCAUACAAUCUAAUAGCAGGUAUAUUUUCUUUGCAUCAAACGACAUAAAAUGGUAAUUUUGGAGUGAAAUCUAUGACUGGCGAUGUUCUCUCUCCUGCGGUAUUACGUCUAAUUAUCUCUACGACUCAUUUUAUUUACUCCCACUAUCUACUUGAAGCCAACAGCUUGGCUUUCUCAGGCUUGAAGAAUAAAACUGCGUAGUUAAACAUAUUUUUGUUCAGUUCAACAUUCAACAAUCUCGACUAGUGGCACGUGGCCCUACCGGAACGAUAGCCACAAGGAGAGAAAAAACAACAAUUUCGACUGCUGUAUCUUGCAAAUUAUUUCAUAACGAUAAUAAUUAUGGACAAUAAAGAAGAGCAAAUAGCAGGUAACGAUGAUGGGUCUCCUAAUUUACAAGGAGUUAAUCGUCCUCAGGGUCUUAAUGGUGUUGUUCAGAUGCCAAUUCAGCAACAACAGCAAACUCAUAUGGUUAAUCAAGCACGAACCCAGAGGUCUCGUCCUUAUCAACAAUUCGAUCAUGGAGCAAUUGCAGGUCCUGGUCGAAGUGGUUCAAGAAUGCAAGCACUAUCAAACAUGCAAGAAAUUCCAAACAUGGGUCAUCAACUGGGUAUUUCAAGGCCUUAUAGAUGUGUAUUGCCUGGCAAUCCUGUCUUCCCAGUUGCCUAUCAUCGAAGAAGAGUUGAACCCUACAUGCGAGCCAUGCACUUUGGACGAUUUGGAGGUUUAAGCUGUCCAAUUAGUGUUAGUAACUCCAUGAGCAAUGACAACGAAAUAACCCAGCAGCUUCAACAGCUUACUCUAAGUUCUGCUCUACUACAGUCUGGGGCCCUAACAGAUGGCCAACCGGAUCUUCAACGAGAAACCCAGGAACCAGUAGCUAGUGGAAGUACGCAAUCUGAUGAUCCUACACUAAUUCAGCAAAAGCUCUUACUUCUAUUCCACGUCUACAAAUGCCAGUUACGAGAGCGACAGGCCAAUGGUGAAGGGAGGAUUUGUGCUCUGCCACAAUGCAAAACUAUGAAAAAUGUUUUGACUCACAUGACGACCUGUGAAGAAGGCAAAAAAUGUACGACACCACAUUGCAGUACAUCCAAACAAAUUAUUACUCAUUGGAAAAAGUGUCAAAAAAGCGACUGUCCUGUUUGCUUACCUAUCAAACAAGCGGAUAAAAACAAGUCUGCUAUUUCUCGUGCUGAUGUGACAGCAAAUCAACCUUUUGACACUAUGGGUAUAACACAGGGUCAAAACAAUACAGCUGGUAUUUUAUCAAAUGAGGCAGUGGGUCAUGAUGUCAGAAUGCCUAGACCGGGUAUGCAAGGCCAUCCUGGUUCACUGACUGCAGGAAUAAGACUUGCACAGCUUCAAGCUCAACAAAGUCCAGGGCAAUCUGUAGUUAAUCAAGGACAACCAAUUGCACCUAAUGUAUCUCUUCCAUUAAGUUCCGAUCCAACGACUGUAGUCGUAAGUACUAAUCAACCAGCUUUAACGACGGGUCCAAUGUCAGCUUUAGCAGCAGCAGCGAUUGCCAAUCUUCAACAACAAGAUAAUAUGCUUUCAAGUGGUUUUCAAUCACUACAACCAACUAAAGAAUGGCAUCAAUCUGUGACGCCAAAUGUUAGAAAUCAUCUCGUUCAUAAAGUAGUUCAAGCAAUGUUUCCAGCUCCUGAUCCACAUUUAAUGUUCGAUAAAAGAUUACAUACUGUGGUGGCGUAUGCGAAAAAAGCUGAAGGUGACGUUUAUGAAAUGGCUGAUUCAAAAUUGGAGUAUUAUCAUUCAAUGGCGGAUGAAAUAUAUAAAACUCAGAAAUCAUAUCAAGAAAUGCAACUUGCGGUAAAUUCUAGAUUAUAAGCUAUUGCAUUUCCACAAGUUGUUCCAGCUGCUGUACCUACUCACAGAGUAGCGCUUCUUACUUUGAGAAGUCUUUCACCGGGAAUGGAUCAAGUACGUACCAUUUAAGGAUUAGCAAUGCAACAUAAUGGUAUGCUUUUUCCUCAACAACAGCAGCCGCAGCCAAAGCAUCAACAACAACAACAACUUGGUUCACCAAUACCAAAUGCCGUUUUAACGAUUCCUCAAAUUCCAUCACCCUUCAAUCGUUUACUACAGCAAAUUUAUCAACAACAAUUAAUCAACGACAUACCCUAAUCAGAUAUUAGGUUUUUAUCUUACCAAUUACUCGUAGUAGCACUAGUGUGAUUUGAGAAUUAAUUAAAAAAAAAAAAUCUGACAAACUUUGAGCUCAUUAAUAU
Molecule: messenger RNA, 2410 nt
Organism: Microplitis mediator
Lineage: Eukaryota; Metazoa; Arthropoda; Insecta; Hymenoptera; Braconidae
Product: histone acetyltransferase p300-like
Exons: 5
Coding region: 501-2009 (502 amino acids)
Biological process (GO): positive regulation of transcription by RNA polymerase II
Cellular component (GO): histone acetyltransferase complex; transcription regulator complex
Molecular function (GO): transcription coactivator activity; chromatin DNA binding; histone acetyltransferase activity
Source: RefSeq, a predicted model, not a curated record